CCUCAUGCUGCUGCCACAACGUAAACACAGCCAUGUGACAAUUCGGAGCUGCGCGCAAAGCUUGACGCACCCACUGGCACUGGUCCCACGAUGAGCCCGAGCUGGUACAAGUGGCCACUGGCCAACCAACGUGCAUGCGUACUUGUCUCUCCACUCUGAAGCGUGAACCCAUCAAAUCCUUUCUGGGAACGUCCGUAUUUGCAUGAUAAUACGAUCGCCCUUGUUUCAAUUGUGGAUUUACUCUUGCAGUUUGUUGUCGUUUGAAAUAUCAGCGCGUGUAAUAAGCCACCCAGAAGGGAAGGUUUGGCUACAUUUUAUGCCAAGUGAAUCGCAUUCUGCGCGGUGUAUUUUUUUGUCAGGUCUGGUAUAUCCGAUCUCAAGCCGAUAACUUUCAUCAACACACGAGUUGAGUGGAGGAGCACAUUAAUGCCAUAAGGACAUCUGUCAGAAUCCGAAUAAUGUUUUUGCAGUGAUUGUUUUGGUAUCGUUUACCACACUUCCACUGUUGCCAGUCUAUCUAGCACGAGAGUAGCCAAAGUAACGCUUUUAAAAAACGAUUGAAUGAGUCCAGUUGUUUAGAGAAUUCUAGAAAAAUAUGGGAAGCACGGCAAAUGACUCCAAGAAGAGAGAUGUGAAGAAGACACCUAGAAAGAAGAGGACGCUUCGAUUGAACAUGCCCGACCUCGGCUCGUUUGCCAUGCCCUUCUUGGAGCGAGAUGCCGACCAUGUGGAUAAGGCCGACAUACAGAAGGAUGAUGGGAGUUGCCACUCAGCCAGCCCGACCAAAGGCUUCUUCACGCGGGGGCCCUUCAGUCGGCCCUCCAGUCCCAAGUCGGCCCCUGCUAGGACCAAGAACAGCCCGGGCUCCCCCAAAACUAUCUUCCCCUACCCUUCGUCCCACCAGGACUCCCCACCCAAAUCACCUCGUCGCCUGAGCUUCAGCGGCAUCUUCCGCUCCUCCACUAGAGACUCUAACUCCACCUCUCCCGUCAGCAUCAAGCUCUUCUCCAGGGCCAGGAAAGCCUCCGGGAUCUCCUCGCCCCCCUCAACUCCUCCGACGCAGGCCGUCAAGCAGCCGCCGCCGUUCCCGCUGGAGGCCUAUCGGAGCGAGCCAGAGAGGCUGGAGGCACGGAUGCGCUCCUACUCAUCCCCGCCGGACACCGGGCAGCGCUUCAGUCUACGCUGCUCCAAACCACCCAUGACUCCCUCCGCCCCCAUCGCAAACUCACGAUCACGACCAGUCCACGGUUUAGCUGAAGGCAUGCUGGAGAAACUUGAUCUAGAAGAUGAAGCUUUCGAAGAAUCCGAAAGUGAUAUCUACAUGCGCUUUAUGAAGUCACACAAGUGCUACGACAUUGUUCCUACCAGCUCUAAGCUCGUUGUUUUUGACACUACUCUGCAGGUAAAAAAGGCCUUCUUCGCCUUGGUUGCUAACGGGGUGCGGGCAGCCCCACUAUGGGAGACAAAGAAGCAGAGCUUUGUCGGAAUGUUAACCAUCACAGACUUCAUCAACAUCCUCCACAGAUACUACAAGUCUCCCAUGGUACAAAUCUACGAGCUGGAGGAACAUCAGAUUGAAACAUGGAGAGAGCUCUACCUACAAGAAACCUUUAAGCCACUGGUGAACAUAUCACCUGACGCAAGCAUAUUCGACGCGGUGUACUCGCUCAUCAAGAACAAGAUCCACCGGCUGCCCGUCAUCGACCCAGUCAGCGGCAACGCGCUUUAUAUCCUCACGCACAAGAGGAUCCUCAAGUUCCUCCAGCUCUUCGUGUGCGAGAUGCCCAAGCCGGCCUUUAUGAAGCAGACUUUGGAGGAACUAACCAUCGGGACCUACCACAACAUCGCCUUCAUCCACCCCAACACACCCAUCAUCAAGGCCCUCAACAUCUUUGUGGACCGGAGGGUGUCUGCACUGCCAGUGGUGGAUGAGUCAGGAAAAGUAGUGGAUAUCUAUUCCAAGUUUGAUGUCAUUAACCUUGCUGCUGAGAAGACCUACAACAACCUGGACAUCACGGUGACCCAGGCUCUGAGGCAUCGCUCGCAGUACUUUGAGGGCGUCAUGAAGUGCAACCGGCUCGAGACACUGGAGACCAUCGUGGACAGGAUAGUCAAAGCAGAGGUCCACAGGCUGGUUGUGGUGGAUGAGAAUGCCCGGAUCGUGGGCAUCGUGUCCCUGUCGGACAUCCUGCAGGCCCUGGUGCUCACCCCUGCAGGUAUUUGCAGGAAGAACAGCCAACCAGAAGUAGAGGCAGGGGCACCACAAGCAACGUUAGUAGAGGCAGAACCAGAGGUAGAGGUAGCAGCAGAUACAGAACUACAGGAAGAGGCAGAGGCACCACCAGAGAUGUUAGUAGAGGCAGAACCAGGGGUAGCGGUAGCAGCAGAUACAGAACCACAGGAAGAGGCCGAAGCAGAGGCACCACCAGAUACAUUAGUAGAGGCAGAACCAGAGACUGAGGAACCACCAGAAACAUUGGUAGAGACAGAGGUACUUGUGGCUGAACCAGCGACUGAGGUAGAAGCUCUAGUGGAUGCUGAGGUAGAGGUGGUGGUGGUGGAAGCUGAAGCAGAGGUGGAAGGUAAGACUGAGGCUGAGGUGGUGGUGGAAGCAGAAAUCAAGACCGAGGUAGUGGAGGUUAAGGGUGAAACUGAGGCAGAGAUGGAGGUGGAGGUUAAGGCUGAAACCAAGACAGAGGAAGUAGAGGUUAAGGCUGAAACUGAGGCUGUGAUGGUAGAGGUGGUGGGGGUUAAGACUGAAACCGAGGUAGAGGCUGAGUUGGAGGUUAUGGCUGAAACCGAGGCUGAGGCUGAGGUGGGGAAUGCUGAGGCCGUGGCAGAGUCUGAGGCAGUAGUGAAGGUAGAGACUGAAGCUGGACCCAAGGAUGCUGAGGAAGGAGAGGCAGAGUGACAUCCAUGGCAGUCGCUACAAGCCGUACGUGACUGACCUGCCAUGACGCUGCUGUGAGAGGAAGUUGACUCAGGAAGAGGAGCGAGCUGAGAAAGAGGGUGGCUCUAAUUGGUGGGAUGGGUGGUUUAGUAGAAGUGUGACACUCCGGCUUACCAGGGUCCUAAUGGGUAAUUUUCUGUGAUGGGGAAGUGGUCACAUGGGUGACUUACUCGGGCUGACCAACCAGGGAUCACUUUACUAUAACUGGGUUUUGCCUCCCUUUUCUCCAGAUUGUGCACUAUCACACCCCUGUCCUUUUACCUCUGGAUCUUCCAGCAUCACCUGUCUAUGGGCCCCAUCCAGAAACAACCCGUACUCCCUACCCUCUAGGCACUUGUGUAGACUUGAAAGGAGUGGAUGGGUGUGAGCAAUGAGGCUAGGUGGAAUAUUAGCCAAUCAGAGAGAAAGGUGGAGCUACCACCAUGUUGUCCUGUCUACACCAAGUGUCUACCUAGAGCAGUGGUUCCCAACCUUUUCUGAACCGGGGCAUACCUUGAUGUGAGACAAAUUCUGCGGCACACCUAAAAUGUCGCUAUUAAUUGAUUUUAGUGGAAAUGACCCCCAUUUCACCCGAACUGCAUUUUUCUGUGACAAAUGUUUUUCUUAUAGAUAAAUAGGGUUCAUUUGUGUGUACCCAAGAGUGCCUCGUGACUUCAUGCUAGAAAUUGUAAAAAAUGUAGCUCUGGUGAAAUAGGUCAUUAGUUUUGAGCCGUUUUGGUUAGAGAUAAUUGUUUUUUCUGCAUUGUAAAGAUGCAACCACCGACAAAGCCAUGCUCCCAUAUUUUUCUAUGGCAGAGGCUGUGGAACAGCUAAGCCUAAUCAGACUCACCUGUGCUAGUGGUUCUCAGUCACAGGCAAAGUAAAAACAAAUGUAACAGCCUGAGUGCACCGGACUUGAAAUGUUUGUGUUUACUUUUUCAUUUUUUUUUAAUAAGAUUAGGGAAAAGUUUCAAGUUCCUCAAGGCACACCGGUUGAAAACCACUGGCAUAGAAGUUAGGGGCUAAGGAUUGUUUCUGGACAGGGUCAUGGUCUCAGCCCCUAACCUCUAUGGUUAAGGAUUGUUUCUGGACAGGGUCACGGUCUCAGCCCCUAACCUCUAUGGUUAAGCAUUGUUUCUGGACAGGGUCAUGGUCUCAGCCCCUAACCUCUAUGGUUAAGCAUUGUUUCUGGACAGGGUCAUGGUCUCAGCCCCUAACCUCUGUGGUUAAGGAUUGUUUCUGGACAGGGUCAUGGUCUCAGCCCCUAACCUCUAUGGUUAAGGAUUGUUUCUGGACAGGGUCAUGGUCUCAGCCCCUAACCUCUGUGGUUAAGGAUUGUUUCUGGACAGGGUCAUGGUCUCAGCCCCUAACCUCUAUGGCUAAGGAUUGUUUCUGGACCGGGUCAUGGUCUCAACCAUGAGCACACAAAUGGUUUGAAUAUCAGUCUUUUAAUCUUAUUUUUUGUUCCAGUGUACUUCUACAUCUUUAUCAUGAUUCUGUCUGCUCUCCUUCAGGGAGUGUUGUUUUUCGCUUUAUUUGCACAAGGUUUUGUGAACGUAACAGAGGCUCUCUGAAAACUAUACCAAUCCCCCCCUGCUACUUAUGAUGUCCCUUUGACAACGGGCUGUGCUCGCUGUCCUGUCUUUAACGUCAUUGGUGCCUUUCGUCCCCACAAGUAGUCACACGUCAUUGGCUGAGAGAGAGCUGGAGAAUGUUCAAAAACGUGUGAGCGUUUCCAAAACCAAAAACAUGAUAUAUCACAGCUUUUGUUUAUUUUUCUGAUGUUGAGAUAAUUUUCUAGAAUCAAAGUUUGUCUGUUAUAUUCCUGAGAUGUUCAUUUUGAAAUUAUGCUGUAAAGAUAGAUUCAAAGUUUUAUUUAUUAAAUAGUAUUUUCUCUGUGCUUAACUCUUUUAGAGGGUGGAAGAGAACGAAAGUGAGGUGAUGGUAUGCUGACUUUGACUUUGUUGUUCAAUGCUUUUCAAGGCGCAGCAGCUGCCAAUGUCCAACAUUCUCUUUACUUCUCCAGUUACUUGGAGGCAUGCAAGAUAUCUUGUACUCUGUAUGGAUCAUUCUUUUUUUUCUGUGUAUACAAUGCCGUAAAAUAAUGUUCUUUGUAAUUUACAGAUUUUUCUUUUUUCUUGUGGAUUAGUUUGUGAUGUAUUGUUGAUGGUCUCAAUAAGGGGAUUAUCCAUUGAAAAUGGAUAGAACUGGUUGAGUACGACAGUAUAAUGGUAAUACAUAUUGUACUUUUCAGUUGUAUUUUUUACUUUGCUGUUUGAAAAAGUAAUAAAACGUACUGUUGAAUCUUUUUA
Molecule: messenger RNA, 5241 nt
Organism: Salmo salar (Atlantic salmon)
Lineage: Eukaryota; Metazoa; Chordata; Actinopteri; Salmoniformes; Salmonidae
Product: 5'-AMP-activated protein kinase subunit gamma-2
Biological process (GO): protein phosphorylation; regulation of catalytic activity
Cellular component (GO): nucleus; nucleotide-activated protein kinase complex; cytoplasm
Molecular function (GO): protein kinase binding; protein kinase regulator activity; AMP binding
Source: RefSeq, a predicted model, not a curated record